AUGUCGGACGACGAUUACUUCAACGACGACUUUGUACUCGAUGACCAAGCUUUAGCGGCACUCGACCAGGCGGAAAGUCAAUACACCGCUACUCAACGAGCGUCUUCAGGACCACCACCCCCUGCGCGACCUCGAAUACCUCCACCUCCGCCGCCUAUACAGCGUGCGCCACCGCCGAGACCUCUAGUGCAGCCGCCUUCAUUGGCUAGACCUCCACCAAAUGCUGGCCAACCACCUCCGAAGAGGCAGAAAGUCGCUAGCGGAUGGGCUGCACCGGUCCAGCCACGGUCAAUUGCAAGGGAACCAUCUCAGGAUGAUAUUGACAUGCCAGAGAUCCGUGUUGACGGUGGAUUCUAUGGUGCACCUGCUUCGCAGUCGCAGAUGUCGAACUCCCAGCUAUCACAAGGCGACUCCAGUAUGUUCGAUGCACCCUCGUUUGCUGCCGUGCAUACUUCGACCCCCUCUUCUGCUGCCAAUCCCGGUGGCCGUGUUUUCCAACCUUCUCAGCCAGUCGCGGGACCUUCACUCCAACGUCAACCGACUGUGCAGAACUCUUUCAACAAUCCUCGUACUCGUCAGACUUCAUAUAAUGGCCCGCAACAGCAGCAGCAGCGACGCGGUUCUAGCCCUGCUCCUGUCCGGGGUGGACGGACUCUAGCGCGAAGUCAAUCUCAUCCGUCACCUCUGGGCAGUCAGCCGACGCAAAGGAGUCAAAGCAGGCGGGAGAGUAUCAUCCAGACUAUUCGAGCUAGUCAGGCUUUGCGACCAGUGGAAGAAGAUCUGAAUGUGGCUGAUCUCAAGAGGCAGCUCGAGCAGCUUCAACGAGAACACGGAGAGGCUAAGGCCAAGCUUGAUCAGGCUGUCAAAGAGAAACAAGCCAAAGCUGGUGAAGUUGCGAUCUUGCGGCAGAACCUCGAUAAGACUACAGAGGCACAUCAUGCAGAACUCAACGCCCUUCGCACGAUGCGCGAUUCUCUGGAGGCACAGCACGCCGAGAGCAUGCGUGCACACAACGAAGAGAUCGAGCGCAUGCGAACGCAGCUGGUUUUCAAGACGAACGAGCUCAACUCUACCUCUCGUCGCCCUGGGAAGCCCGCGCCACAACCUCCACCAGCAAGCAGUCAGAUGCCGGGAUGGAACUCGUCUUUACCGGGUCCUGCUACAAAGCACUCACCGCGAAAGCCUCAGCCAGGCGCGCAGUUUCCCGUUCAUCCUCCUCUCGGCAGCCCUCGCCGCAAUCGUACUCAGGCGCCGCCCGCAUCCCAGCAACCUCAACUUCCUGGCUUCGUGAAUGCCUUUCUACCAGCAUCGCAAGCUCCUACAACACCUCGGAAGGAUAAGGGCAAAGCACGUGCGGAUCUUACGUCGAGUAGAUCGGGUCCACAGCCGGCGGAUGACGCUGAAGAGGCGGCGUUCUUCGGACCGGGUGGGUCCGGUGAGACGGUGCAGGAUACUUGGGAACCACAGCCGCAAUGGACACAAUUGCAGGCCCCGAGUCCUCCUAUCAGUCCGAGACGGCCAAAGAGGGCCGAGAUUGAGAUGCAGGUGGAACCGCCUACACCUGUGCGGCGCCAUCAGUCAGAGAAGGGCGAGGAGAAGGAAGACAGGAUCACCCCGCCAGAUUGGACGUCCAGACUUCACCAAAUGCUAUAUACGCACAUCUUCGAGCCUACGAGACUCAAUGCUUUUCAGAUGGUUUUGGGCGCGGGCGUGCCCGUUGCAGAUGCUGGAGCUUACGCAUCAGCGUGUCGUACGGCCAAUGCAACAUUAGGAAUUGCCAGUGAAGCGACACCUUUCGACGCUUUCGCAGACUCCUUAUCCAACGUCUUCGCCCGCAUGGCCCGCAUCCUCGUCAAUGGCGAACUACUACUCCCGCUCGCGGCACUAUGCAACCUCGUCACCUUCCUCGCUCUGGCUCUACCGCGCUUUGCCCAUGCAUUAGUCGUGUACGAAGAGGGGUCGGAACAUCAGUCUUUUCUUCUACAGCUGGCGCGAGCGGUCACGCGCCUUCUUUCCAAUAAUGAUGAUGGUGAGAGGGAGAUCUUGGGAAAGGAGGCACUUCGGACGCUGGAUUUGCUCCUCUGCCUCGCUCCACGCGAAUGUGACGUCCACUUGGUCGAACUUCCGAGGCAGAACAAGAAUCUCUUGAUCGCGCUACUCGCUGACGAGCACUCCACUUGGUUCCUCAACAUGUCUUUGCGAUGCAUUGCGUCUCUCGCAUCACGAGCUCCACAGAACGUCUUGACUCUCCCUCACAAUCCCAACGAUCCCGAACGACCGGACUACUCCAGACUUCCCCAACUGCAGCGCAUCUGUGGUAUCUUACGCGACCCCAAGCGUUCCGAGACCUAUCCGAACCUUUUGAAUGUUCUCGUGGCGUUAGCGUUGGCGCCAGGAGAAUCGCUGACAAUCAUGUGUGAGAGCCGUGCGGUGUUCCCUUCCCUUGUCAUGUACUUGCAUGAGCUAUGUACGCCGAUCUGGGAAGAGGACGACAAGUUGCUCGAUGAUUCUGCAGCGGUCGACAAGACGGUGAAUACGAUCAUUGUCAUCACAUUGCUCCUGCACAAGCUCGCCAUGCGCCUCAACUCUAACCUCAAAGCCAAGCUUGCGGCGUACCGUCAGAUGGUGUCCACAACACAAUACACCGGUGUAGGACAUAUGUUCGCUGUUACGCUCUCGCGCUUGAGCUAUGCAGAGGUACCGGAGGAAAUACAGGGCCCGAGUCACAGAAAGUUAAACGACAUUGGAGAGGUCGCCGAGGCUAUUUUGGAGCUGGUGAUUGAUGGACCAGAGGCUGAAUCGGCGUAUUCGACAUAUGUGAAUGAUGACGAACCACAGGAACAGCCGGAGGAUGUGAUUGAGAUCGAAGAGGACGAGGCGGAUAUGGAGGCGAGUAUGUUGGGCUAG
Messenger RNA from Peniophora sp. CBMAI 1063, 2907 nucleotides. Lineage: Eukaryota; Fungi; Basidiomycota; Agaricomycetes; Russulales; Peniophoraceae. The record is from the annotation of a GenBank genome assembly.